AAAAUUACUUUUUUUAUUUUUGAGAAUUUCAAAUUAGUUGAAGUCCUCAUUAGUGCAUAAUUAACAUUAAUAUAUGUAUGAUCAACAUUUUAUUCGUUAUUUUAAAAAUUUACAAUUUAAGGAUUAUGCGUGAGUAAAUUUAAUUGUGAUUGUAGUACGUCAUCAAAUUACUUAAAUAUAUAAUGAAAGACAAAGAGAAACCAUCUAUACUAAAUGUUCAACAUCGUAUAGUGGAAACGGUUGGACCAUGGAUAUUGAGAUAUUUAUCAGGCUCUACUGUUCAAGAUAAAUGUUUAACUAAUGGUGAAGAAGUAGAAGAUACAAACGAAUCAUUUAUCGAUGAAGAAAGUCAAGCAGAUACAAUUUAUCUUAAAACUCUAGAUCCUAAAGAAUGGAAAGAUCAAGAUCAUUAUCAAGUCUUAGGAUUAUCAAAAUUACGAUAUAAAGCCACUGAAGCACAAAUCAAAACUGCUUAUAGGCGUAGAGUUCUUAAUCAUCAUCCAGAUAAAAGAAAAAAGCUUGGUGAGAAGGUUCAAGGCGAUGAUGAUUAUUUUACAUGCAUCACUAAAGCUUGGGAAACUCUUGGAAAUAAAACUAAAAGACGUGCAUAUGAUUCAAUUGAUCCUAAAUUUGACAACAGUAUUCCUUCUAAGGAAAUGGCGAAAAAAUCUGACUUUUUUGAACUAUUUGGCCCGGUAUUUGUUCGUAAUAGUAUGUGGUCUGAGCAAAGUUCUGUACCACUUUUAGGUGAUAUAAAUAGUAGCCGUGAUCAUGUUGAUCGUUUCUACAAUUUUUGGUAUGGUUUUAAUUCAUGGAGAGAAUUUUCAUAUCUUGAUGAAGAAGAUCGUGAACAGGCCUCAGAUCGUGAAGAACGAAGAUGGAUUGAAAAACAAAAUCGUGCAAAUCGUACUAAACUAAAAAAAGAAGAGAGUACUCGUAUUAGACAGUUAGUUGAUCUUGCAUAUGCUAAUGAUCCAAGACUUUUAAAAUUUAAAAAAGAGGAACAAGAACGAAAAGCUGCUGUGAAACAAGCCAAAAAAGACGCUAUAAGACAAAAACUAGAGGAAGAAAUUAGAUUAAGAGAAGAAGAAGAAGCUAAAGUACAAAAAGAAAAAGAAGAACGCGAGGCUGCAGAAAAGGCACAACGAAAUGCUCUUAAGGCAGAAAAAGAUAGUCAAAAAAAAGCUUUGAAAAAAGAACGUAAACAUAUAAGGGACUUAUGCAAAACAAAUAAUUACUAUAUACAAAACGGUGAUAAUGUUAUUGAAAUAAUGUCUGGUGUUGAAAAAAUUUGUGAUCAACUUUCUGCCAUUCAGCUUAAACAAUUGGCAAGUGCCCUUCAAAUAGAAGGUCGUAAAGCAUUAAUAGAAAAGCUUAAACAAAUGGAAUGUAGAGUUGAAAUGAAUAAUGUUAUUAAAAAUGAUACCAAAAUAGUUGAAAAAAAUAAUAAUGAUUGGGAAACAGAUGAUGUUCAAUUAUUGAUAAAAGCGGUCAAUUUGUUUCCAGCUGGUACAAACCAACGUUGGGAAGCUGUUGCAAAUUUUAUCAAUCAACAUAGUAAGAAUGGUGAACGAAAUGCCAAACAAGUAUUAGCAAAAGCUAAAUCUCUUCAAAGUACUAACUACACUGACAAUGCUUUAAAAUCUGAAAUGAAUGCCAAUGCCUAUGAUCAAUUUGAAAAGGAAAAAAAAUGUGAAUCAUUAGUACCUGAAGUGGUUUCAGAACGUCCAGUCGGAUGGUCAGCAGACGAGCAAAAAUUAUUGGAACAAGCUCUUAAAACGUAUCCAAAUGCAGUAAAAGAACGUUGGGAUAGAAUAGCAGAAUGUGUUCCAACAAGAACGAAAAAGGAAUGUAUGAAAAGAUAUAAAGAAAUUGUUGAAAUAGUAAAAGCCAAGAAAGCUGCUCAAGUGUAAAAGUUUAUCAACUAUUUUGAAUGCAUGUUAACAAAACUUAAUGUUUUUAUUUAAAAAAUUUUUGUUUUGUUAAUAUUUUGAACAAAAUUAAAUUUUUAACUCAAUAUAGUUUUAAUGAUCAUUAAUCAUUUGACACAAUACAGACAACUUGUAAAAUGUA
Molecule: messenger RNA, 2073 nt
Organism: Melanaphis sacchari
Lineage: Eukaryota; Metazoa; Arthropoda; Insecta; Hemiptera; Aphididae
Product: dnaJ homolog subfamily C member 2
Exons: 3
Coding region: 183-1913 (576 amino acids)
Biological process (GO): regulation of translational fidelity; 'de novo' cotranslational protein folding
Cellular component (GO): cytosol
Molecular function (GO): Hsp70 protein binding; ribosome binding
Source: RefSeq, a predicted model, not a curated record